AUGGCAGAUAUUUAUCAAGAUGUUCGCAUACCUACUAGCAACGAUAGUGUAUAUAAGGAUGAAUGCCUCUAUUCAUUUGAUAGUCCUGCCUCGGAAAAUGGACUUUUCAUUUGUAUGUCAACAUUUUAUGGAGUUGGAAAAGAUCAUGUUGCAAGACAUUGCCAUCUUAAUCCAGGGAAGAAUAUCUUUUUACAUAUAUCACGAAGACGAAUACCGGUACCAGUGGAUCCGAAUGUUGAACCAACUAGAGUAACAAAAAUGGCUAUUGGUGUUGAAGGUGGAUUUGAUGUUAAUGGACCAAAACGAUUUACAUUUGAAGAAAGAUACGCAAUUUAUAUACAUCCAAAUGUCAUUAUUCCAUAUCCAGAUCAAGCUAGUACAUUACCUGAACAUGUUAAGCAAUCAGCUGAUGCUAUUAUUGCUGCUGAAUCAGCAUUUUUGAAAGAAGAACGCACAUCGAUGAACGCAACUUGGAAUGGAGAAAUUCGUCAAGAAUCAAAACACGCACAAACAUUAGAACAAUUAAAUAAUGGUAGAAAAAUUCCGCCAAAUGGAUGGAAAUGUGAACAAUGUGAUUUAAAAGAUAACCUAUGGUUAAAUUUAACUGAUGGUGCUAUUUUAUGUGGAAGGAAAUUUUUUGAUGGUACCGGCGGAAAUAAUCAUGCAGUUGAUCAUUAUUAUAAAACAAGAUAUCCAUUAGCUGUUAAACUUGGAACAAUAACGAACAAAGGUGCAGAUGUUUAUUCUUAUGAUGAAGAUGAUAUGGUUGAAGAUCCAAAUCUUGCCGUACAUCUAUCACAUUGGGGAAUUAAUAUGAUGAAGAUGGAAAAAACUGAUCGAUCGAUGGCUGAUUUAGAAAUUGAAAUCAAUCAGAAAUACGGUGAAGCAUCUAUGAUUGAAGAAGCAAAUUCAAAAUUACAACCUCUAUAUGGAGCAGGAUAUACUGGUAUGAAAAAUCUUGGAAAUUCCUGUUACAUGAAUUCUGCAAUGCAAGUUUUAUUUACAAUAAAAGAUUUUCAAGAAAAGUAUUAUAAAAAUUGUGAAUUUUAUUUUGAUCAUGCUAAAGAUCCAGUACAUGAUUUUAAUGCACAAACAGCUAAACUAGCAUUUGGCUUAUUAUCUGGUCUUUAUUCUCGGCAAAUUCCUUCUGAUGAGUAUUUUCCAUUUCAACCACCAUCAAUUGUUCGACCACAAAUGUUUCGUUCUCUCAUUGGCCAUGGUCACCCAGAAUUCGGUACCAAGCAACAACAAGAUGCUGCAGAAUUCUUAGAAUAUUUUCUUGAACAAGUACAUAAACAUUGUAUAAAUGAUCCAACGCCGGAUGCAUCACUUGAUCCGAGUACGUGUUUUCAAUUUCAAUUAGAAGAACGUCUCUAUUGUCCAGAAACAACUCAAGUUAGAUAUUUAACUCGAGAUGAUAUUAUGUUUCGAAUGAAUGUUCCGUUGGAUGCUGCAAAAAAUAUGCAUGAAGUUCUUCAUUAUAACAAAACAAAAGCAGAUAUGGAAAAACAAGGACUUAGAACAAAUGAAUUACCAGUUGUACGUCCAAUCGUUCCACUGACACAAGCUAUUGCUCGAUGGGCUGAGCCAGAAAUCGUCGAAGAUUUUAGAAUAAAUCGAGAACGACCAAAAGCAACGAUUCGAAAAACACAACGAUUUUUGACCUUUCCAGAUUAUUUUCUCAUUCAAUUAAAAAAAUAUACAUACAAUGAUGAUUGGACGCCAAGAAAAAUAGAUGUCUCAAUGGACGUACCCGAUGAAAUUGAUCUUAGCUCACUACGUGCAACUGGUUUACUAUCUGGUGAAACACCGAUGCCAGAUGACGAUGAAAAGGCUACUCUACUUCCGAAAGAACAAAUCAAUGAAGAUCUUUUAGAACAACUUGUUAGUAUGGGUUUUUCAAUUGAAGGUUGUAAGAAAGCAUUAGUUAAUACAGGAAAUAAUAGUAUCGAAGCCGCAAUGAAUUGGGUAUUUGAACAUCAAGUGGAUCCUGAUUUUGAUACACCAUAUCUUGUAUCAAAUAAAUCAUCGACACCUACUGCAGAUGAAGAAAGUUUGGGUAUCCUUAUGUCAAUGGGCGUAUCUCGGUCACAUGCCAUUCAUGCAUUAACUGAAACAAAUAAUAAUGUCGAAGCAGCCAUUGAUUGGGCACUUAGCAAUCCUGAAAAAGCUUCGACAUCACAUUCAUUAACUGAAGCCUUACCUGAACCUUCACUAUUCGAACAUGUUAUUCAAAAAAAUUCGCGUUUUCGCGAUGGUUCCGCUAAAUAUCAUCUUGUUGCAUUUAUUUCCCAUAUUGGUAAUAAUACAUCAUGUGGCCACUAUGUUGCACAUAUUCAUAAAGAUGGCCGAUGGGCAAUAUUUAACGACGAAACUGUUGCAAUGUCUGAACAUCCUCCAAAAGAUUUAGCUUAUCUCUAUCUAUACAAACGCACAAGUUCAUAA
This is a messenger RNA of Rotaria socialis, 2445 nucleotides long. The record is from the annotation of a GenBank genome assembly. Lineage: Eukaryota; Metazoa; Rotifera; Eurotatoria; Philodinida; Philodinidae.